Molecule: messenger RNA, 1821 nt
Organism: Symbiodinium natans
Lineage: Eukaryota; Dinophyceae; Suessiales; Symbiodiniaceae
Source: the annotation of a GenBank genome assembly
AUGGGCCAGUGCGGUUGCAACCGGCAUGAUGCACCAACUAAGAGGAGGAGUUCAAAAAAAGAAGACAACGCGGAGUCCGCCUUACUGAACGAGUCGCGGCGCUUCAUUCUGGAACGAACCAAGGCCAAACGUGGACCACAGGGGGUUGAGCUGGGUUGGUUGAACUUUAUGGUGAAAAAGCUUUGGCCAAAGCUCAGCAAGGCGUGUACUGCUAUUAUCAAAGAAGAGCUCCAACCCAAGCUUCAAGCUGCCGUGCCUGCAGUGCUGAGUGGGAUCUAUUUCAAGAAGUUGGACUUCGGAGAUCAGCAUCCCCUGCUGGGUCCAGUUGGGGUCGCUCAUGGGAAGCAGAACCAAUACGAUGGCCUCGAGCUUGAUGUGAAGAUGGUGUGGAAUUGCAACGCCGAGGUUGUGCUGGAGGUCCAAGGUAUUGAGAUUGGUUUGGAAAAGAUUCGCAUUGAUGGGACCGUCCGGCUGCAGUUGCGACCUUUGCUAAACCAUUUUCCAACGAUGGGAGGUCUGCAGAUCACCAUGAUGUCUCCGCCGACCUUGAACUGGGGCUUUCGCGGUCUCCUCGGGGCCUUACAGCUCGAUGUGCUUUCACGCGUGAUGCGCCAGGUGGUAGCAGACCAGAUCUCCGAGUUGCUUGUGGUUCCGAACCUUGUUUUUGUUCACUGGAUGGACUCUUACGACGACGUGGACCUCGAAGUGCUGCAGUUCCCCCAUCCCGAGUGCAUCGUGCGUCUCUGUGUGAGAGAGGCUCGAAACUUGAGAGGCUCCGACUGGAACUAUUUCGGCUUCAAGGGCACUUCGGAUCCCUAUGUGUCGGUGCACUUGGGCUCGCGCCUCUGGCAGACUCCGAAGAAGACUCGGACACGGAACCCCAGAUGGGGCGAUGCAGGCUGCGAGGAUUUCUUCGUGUACACGCCAAGCCAGUUCGUCAAGGUUGACGUCUACGAUGCGGACAUCGGGCCAGGUACGGAUGACCACCUCGGCCACGUUGCAGGUUUGAAGGUGGAGGACUUGCUCAACUCCCCAAGCCAGUGGUGGCCUUUGUCGGGACGCAAAGGAAGAGAGGCUCAGCCGGGGACGGCUUCCCAAGACAACUCGUAUGGGGAGGUCUACAUCCAGGCUCGGUUCUUCGAGCUGAGGAUGCAUCGAUCGAAUAUUCCACAGCAAAUUGGAGGGGCGGAUGCCGAAGCGUUUGUUUUCAUCGAUCUGCGCAGCUUGCGCGGCUUGCAGCAGAAGCAGGCUCAAGGGGCGACGAUUACCUUGAAGCUGGAGGGGAACACCCGCAAAAGCAGAGGUGCCACAUAUAAGGCGACAACCUACGGCUCUGCACUGACCGCGUCAGCCCAGAGACUUGUGGAACACCUUCAAAACUCCCAGGGCAAGUCCGUCGAGGAAAUCAUGAAGAUCUCAGGACUCAGCAAAGAGCAGGUUUCUUCGGUAGUUCAAGCACGGCCUUCUUUCACAACGCGAUGGCACCAACCCUUCUCCUUCCCUAUAAGGGAUCUGGACUCCGCACAGUUGGAAAUUUGGCUUGGAAUCCGGCGCCCGCACAUUAAGAAUUUGGCGCUGCUGAAAAAGCCCAUCUGCCUCAAGGAUUUGGUGGACAACGGCAAGUGGCAACUGGACAAAGCGCUUGUCCUUGAGCCGGACGGAAAAGAAGGUGCCAGCCUAUUGCCUGAAACGCUGGAGCUCAGCUUGCGAAUAACGUUGCGGAGCUUGUCUCUAUCCACGUCUGACGUGUCUUCUGAACCUCAGAGCUCCACUGCCAGUCCUCGCAGUCAAAGUGCCCAGGGUGCAAGUGCAGCGGAAUAG